Messenger RNA from Lingula anatina, 816 nucleotides. RefSeq lists its product as uncharacterized. NCBI's taxonomy places the organism in Eukaryota, Metazoa, Brachiopoda, Lingulata, Lingulida, Lingulidae. The record is from RefSeq and is a predicted model, not a curated record.
UGGAAAGGACGUACAGGUAGGACGUGGAUUAAAAAUUGAAGGCUAAACAGGAGAAAAAUUCUGAAAAUGGGCUCCGAAAGUGUAAUCGGUUUUCUAAUCGCCGUAGUGAUUGCCACUGUCCAUGCACAAAACGUAGAUCAAGGUAUUUUUACCAAACAGAUGUUGCUGUACAAACUGAACUAUCAGGUGAAACAAAUGGACCAUGAACUUUUUACCAGAUGCCCAGGGUUUUUCACCCACCCUGACCAUUCGUCCAUGGGGAUCAUUGGUCGUAGAGCAGCCUACGGGGACGCCUUCUUAGAUCUGGAGAUAAAGUUGGCCAGUAAGACGCUGGAUGACCUGAAGAAAAAGUACCUGAUGUGUCUAGAGAAUCCAAGCGCUUUUAUGGGACCUACGACUACUAAACGCACGACAACCGUGAAACCUAGUACGACUACUUAUAGGGAAAAGGGUGAAUUUGGCUUCAAGGUUCUUCGAGCCAAAAACAUCACAUACAGAAAUUACGAGUUUCUGGCACUGGAGGUUAGAAUUCCGGACGAUGGGCAGAGCAAUUGCGCUUCCGAUUACAACUCUGACAUGCGCAUUGGAGACGUCCUGAGUUGUAACCCUUCCACUCGCGUAGCGUACGCUGCAAACCUGGCGUUCGGUGAUGACAGAGGCCCAGCAAGAAGCAGUUAUAACGCCUUUGGCUUCCAUUCCUGCAACAGUCACACCUGCCAAAAAAGCAUCCAGAAAAGUGACACGGCAUUAAGUUACAUGAAGGGGUCGUGGCAGAACAACGGGACUGAGACCAUCAUGUACACGCUGUGUCGUUAA